Molecule: messenger RNA, 1025 nt
Organism: Carcharodon carcharias (great white shark)
Lineage: Eukaryota; Metazoa; Chordata; Chondrichthyes; Lamniformes; Lamnidae
Product: nuclear receptor subfamily 0 group B member 1-like
Exons: 2
Coding region: 54-830 (258 amino acids)
Biological process (GO): negative regulation of transcription by RNA polymerase II
Cellular component (GO): cytoplasm; nucleus
Molecular function (GO): transcription factor binding; transcription corepressor activity
Source: RefSeq, a predicted model, not a curated record
AGUGAUACUCCUCGCAGCACUGUUGACAGGGGUGCUACCAUCUUCACAGGGCGAUGGCAUUCAGCUCUCACUCUGCCCUUCAAAGGAAAUGUCACUGUGAAAAGGAUAAGAUGAAUCAAGGCAGCAUCCUUUACCACAUCUUAAACCACAAGAGACAUCAGCAUCUACCUACCUGCAGCUGCAAGCAUGAAUCCAAAGAGAAGGUAGCACUAGGAUCGCCUUACAUCGCCUGCAAGGCUGCUUCUGAAGUUCUGCUCAAGACUAUGAACUUUAUUAAAAAUCUGCCCUCCUUUCGGUGGCUGCUGCAGCCAGACCAGCUGCUAUUGCUGGAGAACUGCUGGGCUGCCCUGUUCGUAUUGGGCUUGGCUCAGGAAGGGGUGGAUUUCGAAGUGAUUGAGCCAUCAAAGACCAGCAUACUGAAAGAGAUUCUAACAAAUCAGAAGGGCAAAGGCAGCGAUGAGAAAACAAUCAGUGAACCAUCAGCUGCUGAGGUACAGAAAGUCAAAUCGUUCCUAACUAAGUGCUGGAGCAUAGAUAUCAGCACUAAGGAGUAUGUUUACUUAAAGGGGAUCAUUUUAUUCAGCCCAGAUGUAUCAGGGCUGCAAUCUCCACAAUACAUCUUGUGUCUGCAGCAGGAGGCUGAACGAGCCCUCACUGAAUACACCCACUCUGUCAACCUACAGGACACAACCCGCUUCAGUCAGAUACAGCUUGCACUAACAUCCUUAAAGAGUAUCAAUGCACCUGCCAUCACACAACUGUUCUUUCGACCACUGAUCGGAAACGUGCAAAUGAAUGCUUUGCUGAUGGAAAUGCUGUACACGAGUUAGUCACACGUUGCUGUACGUCCCAAAACAUUUAAAUGAUGGACAAGACAGUUGUGCUUUACUUUCUAUUGAACAUGCUAACUUAUUUGUCACAAUUGUGUUUUCUAAAUGUUUAAGUGGUUAUGAUUAUGCCUGAACUGUGCCUAACCUACAUAAUCUGAAAAGCCGAUGGAUUCAUUAAAGUAUGUAUAAUGUUUA